Molecule: messenger RNA, 1419 nt
Organism: Zasmidium cellare ATCC 36951
Lineage: Eukaryota; Fungi; Ascomycota; Dothideomycetes; Mycosphaerellales; Mycosphaerellaceae
Product: glycoside hydrolase family 5 protein
Exons: 3
Coding region: 1-1419 (472 amino acids)
Biological process (GO): glucan catabolic process
Cellular component (GO): extracellular region; cell surface
Molecular function (GO): glucan exo-1,3-beta-glucosidase activity
Source: RefSeq, a predicted model, not a curated record
AUGCGCGUUCAAUCUUCACUCGUUCUUGGCCUUGCUGCCAGUGCUCACGCAGCACCUGUUCCUAGUCUGUUCGGAGACCUCGUCACAGCUCUUAUUGGCGGAGUCGAGAACGCUGUUACCACCGUCACAACAGAUAUCGAUACUGUAGCCAAAAAACUAGCUUCUUCUGUUGCAAAACUUGGUACAACCCUUCAGACCAACGCUGGAAGCCACGGCAACAUCAUCAGCUGCAACCAAUGGGCAUUCGAUCAAGUGGACGACUUCCUGAAGAGGCUCACUCACUCCAUUACAUGGCCAUCUCAGAAAAACAAGAAUUUCCUGAACUGGACAACGUACAAAGCCAAUGGCGUCAACUUCGGCGCUUGGCUUGAGCAGGAGCCCAACUACGACCUCAACUGGUGGGCCAACAACAUCGGCGAUGCCUAUCCUGAUGAGUGGUCUUGGUGCCAGGCUGUUUGGUUCAGUGUCUGUGGCCCCAAGCUCGAAGCCCGAUAUGCAUCGUUCAUCACCACCAAGGACAUCGACAAGAUGGGGAAGCUCGGCAUCAACACCAUCCGCAUUCCCACCACUUACGCCGCAUGGGUCAAGAUGCCCGGGAGUCAGCUCUACAGUGGCAACCAACAAGCCUAUUUGAGGAGCAUCACCAACUAUGCCAUCGACAAGUACAACAUGCACAUCAUUAUUGGUUCGCAUUCUCUCCCAGGAGGCGUCAAUACUCUUGGAAUUGGAGAAGCUUUCGGUCACAACGCCUGGUUUUUUAACACCACCAACCUCGACUACUCCUUCCGCGCGAUCGAUGGCAUUCUCAACUUUAUCAAGACGUCAGGGCGAGCCUACGCCUUCACCGUCGCCCCAAUCAAUGAGCCGAGCGACAACUUCGCCGCCUUCGCCACCCCCGAAGGGCUAACCGCCAACGGUACCAACUGGAUCAACACCUACGUCAACGGCACCCUCGCCCGCAUCGCCAAAGUCGACAAGCGCAUCCCGCUCAUGCUCCAAGAUGCCUUCUUCAGCGAAGAGUACUGGUCCCCCUUCUUCCCCGCCGGCACCAACCUCGUCAUCGACAGCCACAUCUACUUCUUCGCCGCCGCGGGCAUCUACUCCCAAUACGUCGCCCCGGCCAUCUGCGGCCAGGCGAAAUACAUCGGCGUGGGCGACGGCAAGUUCCCCGUCUUCAUCGGCGAGUGGAGUCUGCAGAGCAACUAUAACAACAGCUUGGCGUAUCGCAAGACGCUGUAUGAUACGCAGGUCUAUGCGUAUCAGAAGUAUUCGAGUGGAGGGGCUUUCUGGAAUUAUAAGAUGUUGAAUGAUAAAGAUACGGUGGACGGGGAAGGCAAGUUGCAGGAUUAUUGGAGUUGGAGCGCGCUUGCUGAUGCAGGUAUUCCAAGUGCGAGUGGUGUUAAUGGAAGCUAUUGUUGA